AUGGCCUUCUCCAAGAUUACACUUGCUCUCUUCAUGAUCUAUCUUGUCAACCUCCUCUCUUCUUCCGGACCAUCUCCACUAUCCGCAUUCGCCAGACGCACACAUUCACAAUCUACUGCACCAUUAGCCGUCCAAGUCUGCUCAAACACCUCCGACUUCCGAUUCUGCAUGCGGACCCUCUACGCUGACCGGCGGGCCCACAAGGCCGACCGGGUCGUAAUCGCCUACAUAGCCUUCAGCACCGCAUUCAAUAGAGCCAAUGCCACCAUAGACCUUAUCCGGGCCAGAAUCAGCAGUGGUGCCAACGUGAAGCCAGAGGUCCUGGCGGGCUUGAUGGGCUGCCGGGGAAACUACACUGAAGCGGGCCAGGCCAUGAUGGAGGCCCUCGGCAACUUGGACUCGGAUACGUAUUACGGUUUCGACAGGCUGGCGGGAAAGGCAGACAGCGGGGCAAAGGCGUGCGAGGGUGGGUUUGGACCGAAACCGUCACCCAUGGCGAAGGAGAAUGGGGACAUGAUGAAGCUUGCCAACAUUUGUUCAGUUGUGGCUAAUCUUUUUUCCUAUUCGGAUUAA
Molecule: messenger RNA, 573 nt
Organism: Striga asiatica
Lineage: Eukaryota; Viridiplantae; Streptophyta; Magnoliopsida; Lamiales; Orobanchaceae
Source: the annotation of a GenBank genome assembly